AUGAUGGAUCGCAAGGGGGAGGAACCUCAGGCAGGAGAAAGGGAAAAACCCAUCAGUGAAAAACCCAUCAGUGAAAAACCCAUCAGUGAAAAACCCAUCAGUGAAAAACCCAUCAGUGAAAAACCCAUCAGUGAAAAACCCAUUAGAGAAAGACCCAUCAGGGAAAGACCCAUCAGGGAGAAACCCAUCCAGGAAACCCCCCUCCUCAAUAGUGACACCGCCGAUGGCAACGACCGCGCGGGGCAGGCCCCCUACGGACGUGGUCGGCAAUGGAACGGAAGGAAGAAUCGCAUCAGGUCGCCAUCCGCGUGCCAAUCAGUGAACUCGUGUGAUUCAGCCAAAAGCGAUUACUCCUGCCGAUACCUCAACGCAGACAGCUAUGGGAAGAACGUGAGCCUAUGCACCAAGUGUCUUUUUACCUACUUCGAAUUCAACAGCGUGAUGAAUGUCAUUUAUAUGAGACAUGGGGCCAGGACACCCAAAAAAAAGAUACAAAAUGUGUGGCCUUUCAAAGAAGGAAAGGGAGAUCUUACCUUCCUGGGCUUCCAGCAGUCAGUAAAGAUUGGAAAAUACCUUCGUAAAUACUACUAUAGCAUGAGGAAAUUGAAUUCGAUUUAUAAUGACGGGGGGGAUCAUUCGGGAGGGGAGAGUGUGUCUCACGAAUCGGAUGAGGAGACGAACAUGAUGAGGGCAUCCACCCCUUGGGAUCAACUACAGGGGGGUAAGCUCAACGGGGGUAAACUGAAUGGAAAUAAACACAACAGGCAUAGACUUAAGGAAAAUUUCGGUACACUCCAAAUGGGAAGAAAAAAAAAAAAUUUAAAGGAAAACCUGCGGAGGGAGAGACGCCUAAAGGAAACAAUAAAAUUACUGGUGAGUAAAAAUCCCAGCGCUGCGAAUCCCUGCAGGAUGUUGCACAAGAGGGUGACGCACAAAGUGAGGUGGACUCCAUUCUGCCAGGACAGAAAGGGGAAGGAACCAACCUCUCUGCAUGUCUGCAGAAGCGUAUGUGCAAAUUAUUGUGGGAAAAAGAAGAGGAAAAGAAAGAAACGAAAAAAAAAAAAUGACAAAGUUAUCAAUGUGGAUCAUUCCAUGAGGGACGAAGUGCCAAGUGAAGCUGCUCUGAGUUGGAUGAACCCUCUCGAUGGAGGCACUCCAAUUGGAUAUCUAAAUAAAGAUACGGCUGGUGGUGCGUGGAGGGGGAAGGACACACUUUCCUCCAUCUGCGAAAUGAAUCACUUGCCGAAGCAGCUGGAAAAAAGGAUCCACAUAGAGAAGCAAAAGAGGAAGUACGAUGAAAUCGUCAAGAUUAUAAAUAAAUAUUUGUGUGUAAAAACGACUAGCAGUCAGAGGUGCAAGUUAACAGCGUAUGCCAUCAUGUGUGGUAUCCUAGGGAUUACAGAAAAGAUGUUUUUUUUCUUCUUCCUUUUGUCCUUCGAUAAUGAAGAGUAUGAUUUGUUACACCGAGAUAUGAUUCGUGGAAGUGAAAUAGUCAGUGAAAACUUCCGCUCUGUGAGCCGUAAACGGGAAGACAGACUCCACCCCUUGUCCAUCCCCCAGAAGGACCUUCCAAAUAGUAGCAGUAUCCUCGAAAGGAGGAAGAGCUCGCUCCCUGCACAAGUUAACUUCCUUUCGCAGCAGAAUGAUUCGUCGGUGGCGACAGAUGCGACGGUAAGGCCCCGUCAAGGGACCCACUUAGCAGGGUGUCAUCCUUUGGAAUGUCUACAAGGGGGUAAAUCCCACCAUGUCACUUUUGCGCCUGUUUCUCCAAAUUCGAUUUGCAAUUUUACUGAGAAGGAUUUUGAAGGGGACGUCCCCAUGGGUGAGCAGCAGCAUCUGAGAGACGCUGCUGAGAAUUGCAUAACCCGUUCAGGUGGAAGUGGCAACCUCGAUCGGGUUCAGUACAACCAGUCCGAGUUCGCAAGAAGCGAUCCACCAGGGGAAACGUCCAUCGGUGGGAAGUGCCCCCAAAAUGGGUACCAACUUUUUGUAGAACCCCCCAGAGACCGAUGGGUUUCCUCCAUGGUGGCAUUCACCGAUGAGGACAACAGGGAGCGGUUGGAUAGGAGUGCAAAAAAGGACGUAAAGAAGGACCUAAAAAUGGACGAAGUCAAGUUACUCUCCGGUGUUACCAGCUUCGGUGGGGACGCCCCGAUUGUGGAAAAGAAGCGAGAGGACGCAUGUGAUAAGAAGCGUCCGGACGGCCAUGACGAACCAUCGAACAGACGAAGCGACGCACGCACUGGGGGUGGCGCCAACUGGAAGGCAGAAAACGCGCAGAGCUAUAGUGACAGCGUGAACCCAAGUUGGGGCGUCCUUAACAGAAGCCUUGGGAAGGGAACACCUCGAAGUGGAGCAGCCAGAAAGGCAGCGGAGAAGUUCCGCCCGAGCAGUACCCUAAUCCAUAAUGUGAAAACUUUUUUCGAAUUUGCCCUCAGUGGAAGAUACAAUUCAACCCUUUUUUACAACAAGAUAAUGAAGGCGAAAGGUCGUAACGAAAGGAAGUUGGAGAAGUCGUGUAUUUCUUUCAUAUUUGAGUCUUACAUGCGGUAUGUGCUGAGCGAUUUUGCUGCUUAUGUGAGUGCCUCCGGGGGUGUUCCCAGGCGGAAUGACACCAACCAUGAUGCUGAGAACUGUUCAGGGCUUCUUCACGAUCAGCGCUUCGUCUCCCCCGCAUGGAUGGUCAACUGGACUCCCCACCCUAGCGGCUACUCCAACGGCUACCCCAGCAGCUAUCCCAGCGGCUACCGUAGGAACCUACUCUCCUACCUGCGCAAUAUCUACAUCCUGUUUUCCGUGGUGCAUGUGGCGGAGCGGAACUCACUGAUGCUGAAGACCCUCAAGUCCAAUAACCACUACAUAAAGAGAUUGAAGAAUCUCAUUUUUUACAACUCAAAUGUUUACAAACUUUUAAAUGAUCACUACAAGGAAGAAAUUUCCAUAGUGUAUCGAAUAACCAAAUGGAGGAGCCGAAGUUACCUUAACAGGUCAGAACUUUUGCUCAGCGAGCCGUGGGCGAACACCACACAAAGCGAUGUAGCAGAGGACGAAUGGAAUAUAAAAAAUCGAAUUGUGAAAAUAUUAAAGAAGCAUAACUCAGAUGUGUACAAGAUAAAGAAGAAACUAAACAAGUCCAUUAUUUUGAAAGAUCUGAGGAAACUAAACUAUUACUCAGUGGAUGUCACUUUAGGGAAUGUCCCGACUUGUGAACAGAGAAAGGUGAUUCAAGAAAAAGUUAGAAGCAUGAGGAAUCACUUACUGUUUUAUAGCAAGAGGAAAAACAUUAAGAUCAUUAAAAAGUUUAUUAGUUCAUAUGAUGCGUAUGUGUAUCACAAUGUGCGUCUCGUCCUAGACAUGCGGAAGGUGUACAGAAACGUGCAGGUUCAGUGUAGCUCCUCCAGUGAGACCGUGCUCGGAGUGGCCACCCCUGAAAUGGGAAAGAAGGAACAUCCGAACGGAGGGGAUAAUUGCGGGCCCGCUGGAAGGGAAGGCCGCACCAGAAAGGCAGUUGCAUUCCGUGAGGGAGGGGAUCCACACAGAUGGUAUUAUAAUGUACAAAGGGGAGGAGCACAAGAUGGGGCAGAGAAGUGGCCCCCUGUCGAGAGGGCAAGCGGGCUGGACGGACGCUGUGCAGGGGAUUACUCGAAGGGAGAAUGUACCCACCGACAGGAGGGAAAAGGGCCAAAGGGGUCUCUUCACCUGUGUGAAGCGGCGCCUGACGAGUCGCCUGACCACCCGCUCGUUAACCCGCCUGAUGAUUCGCACGAUUCCCCUUCUGAAGACUCUUCUGGCGACCCGCCUGAUACCCCUUCUGAAGACCCGCUUCUUAACCCUCGCGAGGCGAAGAGGCCCGACGAGACCGCGGAGAAGAAGGAAAAAAACAAAGCGAAAAGCUUUUACAAAAAAAUCUACGAGUGCUACAAACACAUGUGCACUCUCGAGUAUAACAACAAGUACCUCUCGUGGCUGUGCAGCGGCAUGUCUCUGAUGGAUGUCGUCAUUAAUUUCAUGAUAAGCGUCAGGGUGUAUGAGAACUUCAAUAGGGAGAUGGCAACUGGCUGGGGGGGAGGGAAGAAGUUCAUUCCGAAAAUUAUAGUUUACUUAACGCACCAGUCGUCUAUUCUAUCGUUCCAGUCGUGCGUAGGGGUUAAGAGGAGCUCCAUGAAGAUUCCGCCCUUCGGUGGAUUCCUCUCGCUGGAGCUGGUGCACAUAAGGAAGAAGGGGGGGGACAUGCGGGAUAGGGGGCGCGGACAUGCAAAGCGGCACAAGCAUGGGCAGACGUCUUCCAAGGUGAGUACCAAGGUUCAUAGGAAGAUUCAUACUGAGGUUCACACCGACGUCCACACCGCGCUACAAAUGGACAGUAAAGCGAAGGGGGACCUGGGUCAGUUCCCCAGAGAAGCGGCACAAGGUGACCCUCCCCUUAGCACCGCGUUCGACGAGCCAGCCUCGCGAAGACGAAAUCUGCGAGUGACAGGCCAAGCGAGAAGUGCAGACCGGCAUAACGUCCAAACAUUUAUUCGAGAAAAUGACACGGCGAGUAUAUUCUGUUGUAAGGAGGACUGCGUGUGGAAGGUCAGGUGGGGGAAUGGCAGAAGUGGCGACCGCCACGGAGAUGGGCACGGCGCAGAUGGGAACAACGCAGAUGGGGACAAGUCAAAUGAGCACGACACACAUGGACAAAACCCAGAUGGGCAGGGCGCUGAUAGGCCGCCCGCACACGCGGACCGCGCCGCCCAUAUCACCACAACCCAGGCGAGGAAAAGAGUCCAGCGCGAAGACAAGUACGAGAGCUACCUGCCCAAGUGCGCCAACAAGAUUCAUGAUUUUAAAAAUUUGUUCAAUCUCCUAUGCUACAGAGACAGCAACGUAGAAAGCAAUGUAGACACUCUCAUUCAGCUGUACAAUUUGUGCCUCAGUGACAAGUGUUCUUACGUGGGAAACACAGAACUGAAUGGCGGACAGGAGGGACAGCCUAGAAGGAGGAGAUACUUUUAUGGCUACUUUGUCAAAUUCACUUUUAAUCAUUACUUUCCACUUAAGCUGAAGAGAAAGAAGUGUAUAAAGAGAUGCAAGCGGGGAGGAAGAGAGGAAACAGGACGAAUGAAUGGGACAGUGAAGAAGGGGAUUCCUUCGACCCUCGGGGAGCAGACACAUCAAGGGAGGGAAGAAGUGGAUGGACAAUUGGAUGGAGAAAUGGCAGCAAAGGAGAAAGAGAAAACCAAGAAUAACCAUACAAAUUGGAAACAGAGAAAGGAAGAUUCACCUGGAGAGGUUACCAACAUCGAAGGAAGAUCCCUUGCCAAAGGGCAAGUUCUACCCUCCUCUGUAGUAGGGAGGAAAGACAAACCGUUCGAUACAAAUGGGGACAAAUUCCAGUUAGCGACGAAAAAGGGGUCGAAGGAAACUUCCCAAAGAGUUGAAUUCCGCAUGAAGAACACAUACAAGGGGCGAACAAAUGACCAGAGUGAUGACUAUCCAAAGGACAAACACCUGAGGAGAAACAAAAUAAUGCAACGACUCAAUAUGAAUAGCUUUAACUUCGAUUCUAAGCAUGACAAAUAUAUGCAUUACGUGUACAAUAGCAGUGACCUCAAGUACGGCAGGAUCUAUAGCAAGCUUAACAAGGAAGGCGAUUCCAAGUUUAGCACAAAGAAGAGUGUAGACAUAAAUAACCGAUUGAUGGAGAGGAGUAGGAUUAAGUUAAACGGAGGGGGCAGCUCCAUCUCCAGUGAAGAAAGUACACAUGACGAAUUGGAGUUGCGCAACGGGAAGUUCAAGUCCCUUGGUAGGGGUGAGGAGGCGAGGAAGGAGGCGAAGAAGGAGGCGAAGAAGGAGGCGAAUAACGAGAUGAAGAACGGGGUGAAGCACCAGAUGAAUAGUGUAAACUGUGCAGUGAAUGGGUACGCAGGGACAUCCAGACAACCCGUCCAGUCCAGACAGGACCACCUGUACCGCUUAAAGAGCGGCGAAGUGGAUGAAGGGCAACAGAACAGCACACCCAUGGGGUACAGUUUCAAACUGUCCAAAAGAGCCAUGUCCUCUAGGUUGCUAAAGAAUUGCAUGACGGAGGAGACGGAAAAGAGGAAGAGGAAGAAAAUGCAAAAAAUGCAGCAGAUGCAGAAGAUGAAGCCGGGUUUUAAUAGGAAGAAGGACGAAAGUGAUAAAAGGAAUUACCAAAAUGAGAACAUCAUUUGUCUGGACUGCUUGAUUAGCUACUUGAGGCAGAUGCUCAGGGUGUAUGGGAACCCCGAGAUGUUGUGA
Plasmodium inui San Antonio 1 is the source of this 6264-nucleotide messenger RNA. RefSeq lists its product as hypothetical. NCBI's taxonomy places the organism in Eukaryota, Apicomplexa, Aconoidasida, Haemosporida, Plasmodiidae. Bases 1 to 6264 code for a protein of 2087 amino acids. Gene Ontology annotation, molecular function: phosphatase activity. The record is from RefSeq and is a predicted model, not a curated record. The transcript has a single exon. Gene Ontology annotation, biological process: dephosphorylation.